AAUCAAAUCCUAUAUUUUACUUGAUCUGACGAAUGAAUAUUCCAGUAGGAGAGUCCGUCAACGAUUCACGCACGUAAGAAAGAUCGACGGUGAAAGUGAACUGAAGGGAAGGGCCCACAUCAGAUUAGAUUAAACCCCGAUUGGAAAUAAUUUGCAGAUAUCUCUAGGGUUUGAGCCACCCCAAGGGGCAAGAGUUGAGUUCGGUGUUGCUUCCAGGUACCUAGGGUUUUAUCCUCCUCCUCCGUCGACUCGCUGAAACAUUUCUCCGGUUGUAAUUUCAUCUAAUCCAAAACCCCAUCACUCGCAAUCAAAACAUUUGCGUCAAAGAUUGAUGCUUUUCGAGCUUGUUCAUCGGUAAGUGCCCCCAUUUCUCUCUAUCCUUUUUCAUUAAAUUCUCGUCGAAAACAGUGAAAGCUUGCUGCUUUGAUUCUUCAUCCAUCAAUUUUGGAUUAGAUAGAUACAAUAUUUUGUGUAUAUAAGUGGGAGAGUGUAAUUUAUAGGGGGUGGGAGAGAGGGAGAGGAUUAUAUGGGGAAAUCAGGUGGUAGGAAGAAGAAGGGAGCUUCGAACCAGGUCCCGACGGAUGCGAAUUCGACUCCGAUUGUAAACGGUAGUGUUGAUUUGGACAAUUCGAUCUUUUUGAAAAGAGCCCACGAGCUCAAAGAAGAAGGGAACAAGAGAUUUCAGGGGAAGGACUAUGUGGGUGCUCUGGACCAGUAUGAUAGUGCUCUUAAGCUCACUCCCAAGACCCACCCGGACCGGGCGGUUUUCCAUAGCAAUAAGGCGGCUUGUUUGAUGCAAAUGAAGCCAAUAGAUUAUGAGACUGUCAUUGCUGAGUGCACCCUGGCGCUCCAGGUGCAGCCCCGGUAUGUCAGGGCUCUGCUUCGGAGGGCGAGGGCAUUGGAGGCGAUAGGGAAGUAUGAAAUGGCUAUGCAGGAUGUUCAGGUGUUAUUGGUUGCUGACCCAACUCACAGGGAUGCUUUGGAGAUUGCCCAGCGGUUGAGGACAGCGCUUGGCGUGCGUCAGGAGGCUCAGCAGGACCUCCAGAGCCGCCCGUCACCUGCUGCCCUUGGGGCUUCUGCUGUUCGCGGUGCUCCAGUUGGUGGGUUGGGGCCUUGUUUACCAGCCCGGCCUGUUCCAAAGAAGGCAGCUGCUUCAGCUGGUGGUUCUGGUAUAUCCCCAAGUAAUAGGACUGAGAAGCCUCAAACAAGUUUACCGGCUGAGAAUGGACCUUUGAACAAAACCCAAAUGCCAAAACUCACAUUGAAGCCGUCAAAUGGUCCUUCAAAAUCUGCCAAUCCAAGUAAGGGUAACCUGAAGGAGCCGUCAUCUUCAGUUUCAUUGCCAGAGGCUGCAACUCGUUGGAGACCAUUGAAGCUUGUUUAUGAUCAUGACAUAAGGCUUGCCCAAAUGCCUGUGAAUUGUAAUUUCAGAGUAUUGAGGGAAAUUGUGACGAAGCGCUUUCCAUCAUCAAAGUCAGUUUUGGUCAAGUAUAAGGAUAGUGAUGGUGAUCUGGUGACUAUAACCUCUACUGCUGAACUUAGGUUGGCUGAGUCUUGUGUUGACAAGGUCAUUUCAGAAGAGCCUGAAAUAGAUAAAGCUGAUUCUAUUGGGAUGUUGAGAUUGCAUAUCGUGGAAGUGACUCCUGAACAGGAACCGCCUUUAUUGGAAGAAGAGGAGGAAAAACCUGUCGAAACCGAGGGGAUCAAGGAAGAUGAAAGUAACUCUAAUUCUUCACUUGGUGAAUCUGUUUUGGAGCCUGCUGAUUAUGAAACUGACAAGACAGAGAAAGAAGUUCCAAAGGAGAAACCAGGAGCUGCAGAAGAUCCCGAGUGCAAGGAAUUGGAGAUGGAUGAUUGGUUGUUUGAGUUUUCUCAGCUUUUCCGCAGCCAUGUUGGCAUUGACCCAGACGCUCAUAUUGAUUUGCAUGAGCUUGGAAUGGAGCUUUGUUCGGAGGCUCUUGAAGAGGCAGUUACUAGUGAAGAAGCUCAGAGUCUUUUUGACAAGGCUGCCUCAAAGUUCCAGGAGGUGGCGGCAUUAGCUUUCUUUAAUUGGGGAAAUGUUUAUAUGUGUGCGGCAAGGAAGCGGAUUCCCUUAGAUGAGUCUGCCUGCAAGGAUGUAGUGGCUACGCAGCUUCAAAUGGCCUAUGACUGGGUCAGGGAAAAAUAUUCCUUGGCCAGAGAGAAGUAUGAAGAGGCACUUGUGAUCAAGCCAGAUUUUUACGAGGGGUUGCUGGCGCUGGGGCAGCAACAAUUUGAAAUGGCCAAACUUCAUUGGUCAUUUGCACUUGCUAGGAAAAUAGAUCUCGCGACCUGUGAUUCUGCAGAAAUGCUGACACUUUUUGACAGUGCGGAGGCGAAGAUGAGAGUUGCAACUGAGAUGUGGGAGAAGCUGGAGGAGCAGAGGGCAAAGGAACUGAAGGAUCCAAGUGCAAGCAAGAGGGAUGAGUUGAUGAAAAAAAGGAAAAAACAAGGUACUGGGAAUGAAGGUGAUGCAUCUGGUCAGGGUGAGAUUUCAGCAGAUGAAGCUGCAGAACAGGCAGCUGUUAUGAGAUCACAGAUCCAUCUCUUCUGGGGUAACAUGCUUUUUGAGCGAUCCCAGGUCGAAUGCAAAUUGGGGAUGGAUGGUUGGAAGAAAAACCUGGACGAUGCUGUGGAGCGCUUUAAGCUUGCUGGAGCUUCUGAGGGUGACAUCGCAUUGGUUCUGAAGAAUCAUUUCUCCAACGUCGAAGUAGUGGAGGGGGAUGAGAAAAAGGUUCAGAUUCUAGGCAGUGACGUUUCUGUUGAAGCCAAUAAAGAUGAUGAGAUUCUUUCAGGGAAGUAAGAUCAUCUAUUUUAGUGGUGGCUUCCAUGAAAAGCUUCAUUUUUUGCAUGUUCAUCAUGAGAAUAACCGGAGAGAAGAGGUGUAGGUUUUCUGUACUGAAUGUUUGAAUUCUGGAAUGCUUUUUAUUCAGUUUGAAAAGGUCGGGUGCCGGAAUAUGCAGCUGUGUACUCAAAAAGAUUUUGGGCAAUGUUCUUAACAUUUUUCUCAAUGAUGAUGAGUUGUUAGUGUCGAUUUUAUGUGCGUAGCGUCUGAUUUUUUAGCAUUGCUGCUCCGAUUCAGUGCAGCGUGGUAUGUAAUUGCAAUCUUUAUAUUUGAUAAAGUGAACUUUUUUCGCAGUA
Molecule: messenger RNA, 3159 nt
Organism: Pyrus x bretschneideri (Chinese white pear)
Lineage: Eukaryota; Viridiplantae; Streptophyta; Magnoliopsida; Rosales; Rosaceae
Product: protein CLMP1-like
Exons: 1
Coding region: 527-2821 (764 amino acids)
Molecular function (GO): protein binding
Source: RefSeq, a predicted model, not a curated record